AUGGAGAACAAGAUAGAUAACAUCAAAGAUGCUCCUGCUCCGUGGACUCUGGAAGGUCAAGUUGCUUACCUAUUUAUUCAUGGAUCACGAGCAGCUCAGGAUUCAUUCAAUGAAAAUCCUGACCCUGUUCUUAGUCCAUUCCGAGGUGGUCUCGGCGGGCUAAUGCUUGUUCGUUAUACCGACUCACCCGUUGGUCCCUACGAUGAAUUGAUCUUCUUGCCUGGUUGCUACCAAUUCGGUGACAAAACAUAUUACCGCAUAUCACAAAUCUAUGUUUCAUCUCUCGACUCUGUCAUUAAUGGACGACGCAAUUGGAAUGUUCCGAAGAAACUGGCAACAUUUCGUUGGAAUGAUAACAAUACACACGUGAAAAUAUCUCUGCCUGAUCAGACUGAACCAUUUUGUACGAUACGUGUUCAACCCCGACUCUACUGUUUACCUAUUGGUACUGGACUAGUUCCUGAAGUAUUUCGGACACUACUUCAGCCACCAUUAGAAGAGACAGAAGAUAAAAAUGCAUAUUUCAAAAUUGUUCCAUCAUGUAGUGGAUGGUUUCGACCUAUUGUUCGACUACUUGAAUUUCAGACGGAUGGAAAAGAAAUUCCAUCUCAUGAGCAAAUACCUCUGUAUACAUAUGGCGUCGGCUAUGAAGCAUUUACACUUCUCUUUCCUAAAGCUGAACUAACUUUGCAUUGA
Messenger RNA from Adineta ricciae, 696 nucleotides. The record is from the annotation of a GenBank genome assembly. Lineage: Eukaryota; Metazoa; Rotifera; Eurotatoria; Adinetida; Adinetidae.